AUGUUUUUCUCAGUCUGGAACGGACUUUUUGCCAUCAUUUCUGGAAUCUAUGCUUUUACCUUUCUCCAUGAUCGUAGAAGACAGCGCCCUCCUCUUCCUCCUGGGCCUCGAAGAAUACCAAUCAUAGGCAACCUGCUAGAUUUGCCAGGUCCGGAUCAGCAGGACUGGAUAUACUGGUUGAAGUAUAAAGAUCGAUAUGGUGAAGCUCGAACGGUACUACGCCUGAACUAUGAAAGAAUGCUAAUCCUGUUUGAGACAGGCCCUAUCAGCUCGCUCAAUGUUCUGGGAGCGGAAAUUAUUAUUGUAAAUGAUGCGCGAGUGGCCGUAGAGCUGCUGGAAAAGAGAUCCAGAAUUUACUCUUCGCGACCACGACAAAAGUUUCUUGACAUGUCGGGAUGGUCCAAAGUUUUGGGAGCCAUGAAUGACCCAGAUCGUUUCCGGAAGACCCGAAAGCACUUUCAUCAAGAGAUAGGAUCGAAUAUUUCUGUCGCUUCCUUUGAUCAUGUACAGUUAACUGAGACGAGCCAUUUUCUGCUGAGAAUCAUGAACGAGCCAGAGAAACUCCAGGAGCACAUAAGAAAAGAGGCUGGCGGUAUCAUUCUCAAAAUUGCCUAUGGCUAUAUCAUCGAAGCUCACGAUCGAGAUCCCCUCAUAGACCUGAUCAAUACAGCAAUGGCCGAUUUUGGCCAGGCGAUGCUAGCAAUGACAUGGAUGGUGGAUUUUAUCCCUAUACCGUGGCUCCCUGGAGCUGGGUUCAUCAGCACUGCGAAGGAAUUCGAAACCAGAUCAAAAGCAGUUAGUGAUGUGCCAUACAAUUUUGUCAAACGACAGAUGAAAAGUGGCCACCUCAUACCGUCUUUCCUUUCAAACGCCUUGAAAGAGAGCUCAGUCGAACCUGGAUCAGAGGAAGAGGAUAUUAUCAAGUGGUCGGCGGCCUCAUUAUAUGGAGGAGGAGCUGACACGACGGUCUCUUCAAUUGCAAAUUUCUUCCUUGCUAUGGCGCUGUUCCCUGAGGUACAGCACAAGGCCCAGCAGGAAAUUGACAAAGUGGUCGAGAGUGGUCAAAUGCCGCAGUUCCGCGAUCGUGAGAACCUCCCAUACGUCAAUGCCGUGGUCAAAGAAGUCCUCCGUUGGCACCCAGUAGUUCCCAUAAACGUGGUACACACAUCAACACAAGAUGAUACCUUCGAGGGAUAUUUCAUCCCAAAAGGAUCCUCCGUGAUCACCAAUUUAUGGGCAUUUACCCACGAUGAAAACGUAUACCAUGAUCCGAUGGCGUUCAAACCCGAACGCUUUUUGGCUACCGAUGGCCAUGUCCCGGAAAGAGACCCUCAUAUGCUCGUGUUUGGGUUUGGCAGACGCAUCUGUCCUGGAAGGAAUCUCGCUGACUCGAAUGUCUUCCUCUCGAUCGCACAAUCUCUAACUGUGUUUGAGAUUUCGAAGCCAAUCCGGGAUGGCAAGCUCCAGGAUAUCCCGAUCAAGUUUUUACCUGGUGUUAUCAGUCAUCCCGCGCCAUUUGAGCUCAGUAUCAAGCCACGGAGUGAGAAACAUCGGGAACUCGUUCAAUCCCUAGAGCAACUUUAUCCGUGGGAGAAAAGCCACGGAGAUCUUUUAUCCGGUGUACCCGCAGGUACCAACCGGAUGGAGAUGGGACAACAAUAA
Molecule: messenger RNA, 1662 nt
Organism: Penicillium argentinense
Lineage: Eukaryota; Fungi; Ascomycota; Eurotiomycetes; Eurotiales; Aspergillaceae
Product: cytochrome P450
Exons: 6
Coding region: 1-1662 (553 amino acids)
Molecular function (GO): monooxygenase activity; heme binding; iron ion binding
Source: RefSeq, a predicted model, not a curated record